GUGGGCGGGGUCCGCUGGCCCACAAGCUCCGCGGCGGGUGGGGUCUCUCGCCUCCUCCCGCUGCCACGGUCACGAUCCCUCCAUCUUCGGUCUCAGCGGAGUUCUUAGCUUCCUCCUCCCUGUCCCAGGGUCACCCAGCUUCGGUUUAAACGCAGCGCGGGGUCUAAACCCAUGCUACAGUGAGGAGCGCUAGCUCCCCCGCAGUACGGCCUGGCCGGGAUCCGGGUGCCGGUGUAUCACCCAGAGGGAGAGGCUGCCAGGAAGAGAGUGCAAGGACUAAGCAGCGUGAGGACACUUGAACUCACCCCGAGGCAUCCUGUCAGCUCAGGCACAGAUGAUCAUCCUUGCCAAGUGAGGGUAUGACAUUUCAAGGCUCCAACUGACCUGGCCGCCUACCCUAGUGACCCUGCUCCUGAGUGGACCCGUCUAGCAGGCUCAGUCUUGUUCGAGGGUGCAAACAUACAGGGUCUGAGCUUCCUCAUUGCCUGGCCCCGUCUGUCACCUGUCAUCAGGCCCCGUGUCUCACACCCUGGCUAUGUGUAGCUCUGAGGAGGCAGACUUGUUUCGGCUGGAGGAGGUCUUCUCAACCACCCUUGCCCGUACCAACAGUCUCAUUCUCCAGCCCCUGCUCUUAGCUGACCCAGAACCCUCAGACCCCUGUGGCAGAGAGUGCCUUCGGCUUCUGCAGCAGCUGCAUGAAAGUACGCAGCGAUUAUGGGAGGUGACGGAGCAGAGCCUGCAUUCCCUGCGGCAGAGGCUAUACCACCCGCCCUCCAUGGGUCCAGAGACCCUGCUGUUACUGAACAACGCUGACUGUAUCCUGCAGGCCCACAUGGAGUACAUCAAGUCGUAUACUGACUGUUUGGUGGUGCAGGCCUUUCAGAAGGUCUCAAAGAGGAGGAGUGAGUACUGGAGGAAGCAGCGGAAGAAGCUGCAGCAGCUGCUGUCCUGGACGAGCUCUGAGGGCUCAGUGGGUACCACACUGUGCCAAGCCCUCAGCCAGCCACUCACCCAGCAUGUGCAGAAAUAUGUGCUCCUCCUGCUGAGCCUCAGGGACACCCUUGACAAGCAGCACCCAGCCCAGGAGCUGGUGAUGCAUGCAGUCACCCUGUUUGGGAACCUGCAGUCCUUCCUGAGGCAGGCCUUGGACCAAGCUAUGGCCACACAGGCCCUGUGGUACAGCCUCAGCAGCCGGGUGAGGGAUGUGCUUUGCACCCCUACUCACCGACUCCUACAGGAUAGCCAGGACAUCCCUGUGGUGGUCACCCCGUUGCGAGCUGAGCGCGUGCUACUCUUUGAUGAUGCCCUUGUCCUGCUCCAGGGCCACAGCAUCCACGCUUUUGACCUGAAGUUGGUGUGGGUGGAUCCUGGCCAAGACAAGUGUGUGCUCCGCAUCCUCACACCUGAAGAAGAGCUCUCCUUUUGUGCCAGAGACCCCCAGGGCCAGGUUGUCUGGCAAUGGAAAGUGACCCAGGCUGUGUGCCAGGCCCUGCGUGGCAAGAAGGACUUCCCUGUGCUGGGGUCAGGCCCAGAGUCAUCUGUACCCCCUGACAGCCGCUGUGUGGCCUAUACUUUCCGCCGCGAGGGCCGGCUCUACCAGGCUACCUAUGAGGGUGAUUGGUGUCGGGCCAAACCCCAUGGCAAGGGAACCCUGAAGUGGCCGAAUGGGCGGAACCAUGUGGGCGAUUUCUGCCAGGGCCUGGAGCAUGGCUUUGGCAUCUGCCUGGUGCCCCAAGCCUCUGAGGACAAGUUUGACUGUUACAAGUGCCACUGGCGGGAAGGCUGCAUGUGUGAUUAUGGCAUCUGUGAGUAUGGGACUGAGGAGGUGUACAAGGGCUAUUUUCAGGCUGGCCUUCGGCAUGGAUUUGGUGUCCUUGACAGUGCCCCACAGGCCUCGCAGCCCUUCAGGUACACGGGCCACUGGGAGAGAGGCCAGAGGAGUGGCUAUGGCAUUGAGGACAGCGGUGACAGGGGUGAGCGCUACAUCGGCAUGUGGCAGGCUGACCAGCGUCAUGGCCCCGGGGUGGUGGUCACCCAGGCAGGUGUCUGCUAUCAAGGGACAUUCCAAGGGGACAAGAUGUCUGGCCCAGGCAUCCUGCUAUGUGAGGAUGACACUCUGUACGAGGGUACUUUCACCAGGGACCUGACACUCCUAGGGAAGGGCAAGGUCACCUUCCCCAGCGGUUUCACCUUGGAUGGUUCUUUCAGCAGUGGCACAGAUAAAGGCCUGUACACACAGGGGGUGCUGGACACAGCCGCCACCCCGCCCAACCCAGCCAGUACUAGAAAGAGACAGCUGGGGCUGGGUGCCUUCCCUGUGGAGAGCCGCUGGCAGGGAGUCUACAGACCUUUCCAGGACUUCGUGCGUUCAGGCUGUCCCGGGGAACUGCAGGAAGCCCUCUUGGGCUUCCAUGUGCAGAGCUCCAGGGAGCUCCGCGAGUCCCAGGAGUACCUGAGCUGUGAGAGGAGCCACCCCAAGGACCGUGCGGGCAGCAUGGAAGAUAUCCUGAAGGAGCUGCUGCAGCACCGAGAGCCCCAGGCCCUGCAGCAGUACCUCAGGAAGGCUCUGAGCAAUUCCCGACACCCCUUGGGGAAGUUACUCCGUACCCUGAUGCUGACCUUCCAGGCCACAUAUUCGGGCAUAGGAGCCAACAAACACCUACAGGGGAUGGCUCAGGAGGAGGUGAAGCAACACGCCCAGGAGCUUUGGAUGGCCUACAGGGGUCUGCUGAAGGUUGCCUUACAGCGCCAGGGACAGACCCUGGAGGAGGAGGACAUGGAGACAAGGGACCUGCAGGUGCAUGGGUUGCUGCUGCCCCUCAUCUUGCCCAGCUUCUACUCGGAGCUCUUCACACUCUACCUGCUUCUUCAUGAGAGAGAGGAUGGGUUGUACAGCCAGGGCAUCACUAACCUCAGCCUGUUCCCUGACACGAAGCUGCUGGAGUUCCUGGAUGUGCAGAAGCACCUGUGGCCCCUCAAGGACCUCUGGCUGACAAGCAAUCAGAGGUAUUCUCUGGUCCGGGACAAGUGUUUCCUGUCAGCCACUGAGUGUCUGCAGAAGAUCAUCACCACCGUGGACCCCCGGGAGAAACUGGAAGUGCUGGAGAAGACCUAUGGGGAAAUCGAGACCACGGUGUCUCGGGUGCUGGGCCGGGAAUACAAACUCCCCAUGGAUGACCUGUUGCCGCUACUUAUCUACGUGGUGUCGCGGGCUCGAAUUCAGCAUCUGGGAGCCGAGAUCCACCUGAUCCGGGACAUGAUGGACCCCGCCCACACAGGUGGCCUCCAUGACUUCCUGCUCACAGCUUUAGAGUCCUGUUAUGAGCACAUCCAGAAGGAAGACGUGCGUCUGCACCGCCUGCCUGGCCACUGGAACUCUAGAGAACUCUGGUGACAUGGCCACUCUGGAUCAAGGGCAAAGCUAGGGACACGUGGCUGCAGUGGACCUUUGUGGGGCGAGCACUCCCCUUUGCCUGGGUCAAGGCAGGCUAUGGAGGUGCUCCUCAAAAGAGAUGGUGUUUUGCUUCCUACAGGGACAUGCCCAGCUGCCACAGUGUGACCCCCAUAGCUGAUAACUCUCCAUUGGCCUCUGGUCUGGGCUCUGAUAACACCCCCCACCCCCACCCCCACCCCCACUGGAAGUAGCACCGUCUUGGGUGAGGAGCCCUAGCUUCACUCUGCUCUCUCCAGGCUCUGUGCCAUGUGAUGUUGGAGAUGAUUUCCAAUGUUCUUCCAGUCCAGUACACUGAGCUCUGCAGCCCUCCCCAAGAUCUGGCUUCAUGCAGUUCUUUGGUCGGAAAUGGAAAUUCUCACUGUUUAUCCCAUUCCUGUUCCUCGGCUCCUGGCUAAGAAGGUCCUAAGCUGGAGAAGGCUUGGUUUGUUCCAUUCCUUUUCCCAUGAGUAUCUGCCUGGGGACCGGUCUCCUUAGCUGAGCUUCAGGCUUGAGCUGGCCUCUCAGGAGGACCGUGGGACAGGAAAACUUAGCUCCACACCAAGCUCUUACAGGCCCUGCCCUUUGCAAAGGCAUGGGAUGUAAACACCAGCAAUUAUUCCCUUCGCUUACCAGCAGACCACAGGUGGCCUGUAAAUGAUGUGCCUGAGACACUUGGGGGCUCUCUGUGGGAGGGAUAGCAGGAAUAUUCCAGGCUUGCUAGUGCCCUAACAGAUGAACAAGUCUGGGUACAGUGCUGGCCUCUGGGUCACUGUUUCUGGCUCACACCACUGUACCCCGUCACCCUGUGUGGGAAGGGCCAAGGGACAUGUUGAGAAAGGUACACACCCAAAGCCAGGGCUGAGACCCCUGGGAGCCUCAGGGAGGACCACAUUCAGAGCUUCUCAGAAAGUAUGGAGCACUGUUCUCCUACCUUGCUGUCCCCAGAGCAAGCCAAGGCUUUCACUGGCUGGAUCCACCAAAUGCUUCAGUUUAGGGCUGGGGCUUGAGUUCUGCCAGGAGGCCUCUCUCUCUCAAUGACAGCCUCAAGUACCUGUGACCGAAACCCUGCUUCCCACUCCCCUGUUCCCAACACUAACUGAACUUGGGCCUCUGGUCCUUGUGGGUCUACAGGGUUUCCAUAGUGUCCUGGUAAGUUCCAAGCCCAAGGGGUGCCAGCCAGCCACCCCCAUUUGGCGCUUCUGGAGGCUGGUAGGGCUGUGUCAGUGAAGGCCUCUCCCAUGUGGGUUCUUUUAUAGGUGUUAACUGUCCGGCCUAGAACACCUUCUUUUUUUUUUUUUUCUUCUGACAUGUGAGGGCAGUCUUAGGAGUUCACGGUUGCUAUCAUCAGUACCCUUACUGCCAUCAGAGAGAGAAUCUGCAGGCCCCCUCCGCAGUCCACCUCACUUCAUGUCUUCCUAGAAAGUAGGCCUGGGAGUCCCGAGGGAAGAAUGUCAAAGAGGAGAUAAUGAUAUGAUUUAAGUCUCUUACAUCUAAGCUGGGCCUUCUUCAUUUUCCCUCCUGCCUCAUAAUGGUUUAUUUUUGUUUUUUGCUAGCUACUUCUCUGGGGGGGCGGCCACAGUUACAGUCUACUUAUUUAUUCGGCAUUUUUAAUAAAUCCGUUUCGUCUUUAUGUGUGUGUGCAUAAAGGCAAGAUUUC
Molecule: messenger RNA, 5090 nt
Organism: Phodopus roborovskii (desert hamster)
Lineage: Eukaryota; Metazoa; Chordata; Mammalia; Rodentia; Cricetidae
Gene: Als2cl
Product: ALS2 C-terminal like
Exons: 28
Coding region: 536-3394 (952 amino acids)
Source: RefSeq, a predicted model, not a curated record